AAACGUAUUAAGUGGACGGCCGAUCUUAGUGUAAAGAGUUUUCGAUGUGAACAAAGAAGUUAAUAUUGUGUUGUCUACUGCAAUUGGAUAUCUGUUGUUUCUUAGUAUCAUCGUGAACUUGUUCAACUGGUCCGAUGGUAACAAGGCGGUUACGUCGCGGUCAUAAAGCCACAUAGAAACCGAUCCGGAUCUCACCAGCAUAUCAUCAGUCGUUAGAAUAUCAAGUCUUAAAGAAUUAUUUAUUACUUCAAUAUCUUUGUUGCCAGUCGAUUUCCGAGGCCUUAAAUAAGGUUUUUAUUACUUUAUCUCUACGAUAAAAGAUUAAAUAAAUACUAUAUGCUCGAGUACAGUAUUUGAAACGAGUGUUAGCGUUCCAACUUCUAAACUACUUUUUGAGAUCAUGAUCUCAUACGCAUCUUUUAUAUUUUUGAGUUUAUGUUUAUUUCAUAAUGUUGAAUCUUCGGCGAGAAUUGAUCCGUUGGUAGAUACUAAGGUUGGGUUGAUUAGAGGUUUGAGAUCCAGCAAUGGACAGUAUUCAAUGUUUAUGGGAAUACCUUUCGGCCAAGUAAAUGCAAGCAAUCCGUUCGGGGCAGCAUCAGAGUACCCCCAUUUCAAUGAUGUCUUUGAAGCGUACAGCGAUACAUCAGUCUGUCCCCAGAUCUAUCAGUUCAAUAACUCUGUAGCUGGUCAUCUUGAUUGCCUCCGAUUAAAUAUUUACGUACCCUCAUCAGCCACAUCCAAGAAUAGAUUACCAGUAAUGGUAUGGCUGUAUGGAGGCUCCUUCAGAAGAGGGUUUGGCGGUAGAGUAAUGUUUGGACCAGAUUUUCUGGUCAGGCAUGACGUCAUCCUUGUCACCGUCAACUAUCGCGUUGGACCCUACGGCUUCAUGUGUCUUGACAUCCCCGAAGUACCAGGAAAUCAAGGUCUUAAAGAUCAAUUUAUGGGUAUGAGGUGGAUAAAGGAUAACAUAGAAGCUUUUGGUGGAGAUGUAAACAAGAUAACUCUAUUUGGUGAGAGUGCUGGUGCGCAUUCUGUUGAAUUACACGUCAGAUCUUCAAAGGAAAAAUUGUAUAACAAAAUAAUUAUACAAAGUGGAAGCGCAGUCGCAGCUACCGUUUUAAUACCACCUGACAGAGAAGCUCCUAUUAAACUGGCUGAUAAACUUGGUUUUUCCACUAACAAUGUGUAUGACGCAUUGGCUUUCCUCACUAGCCUUGAUACGAAUUUGGUCAUCGCUGCAUCAAUAGAACUUGGUUUUCUAUUCAAACCAUGUGUUGAAAGAGAAUUCGAGGGUGUAGACAGCUUUAUUACUAGUAGCUGGAUUGAAGCACCUGUCCCUAAGAUAGCAAACGUACCAGUAAUGAUAGGAUUCAAUGAACACGAACUAAUGUAUGACUAUGUAAACAAAAACGAUGCCAAUUUUAAUUCUUUGAAUAUAUUCAGCGAUUAUUUAGAUCAAGCUUUUGACUUCAACAUGGAGAAACGACAAGAUUUGGAGAAGAUAAUCAGACAUUUCUAUAUAGGCGAUGAAGCAAUUAAUAAAGAUGUUACGUGGCCAUUAAUACAUUUUGAUUCAGACUUCACUUACAUUCAUCCAGUGCAAAGGAGUAUAAAUAAAUUUAUUGAGAGUGCAGCUGGGGAUGUAUUUUACUACAUGUUUUCGUAUUCUGGAGAAAGGAAUUUUUAUAAGAUAUAUAAUAACAUAUUGGAGGGAGGGGCGAGCCAUGCAGACGAGCUGGGCUAUCUGUUUAACAUGAGUUAUCUGACAGAGGAGCCGACGCAUGAAGAUCAACUUAUAAUUGACCGUAUGACGACGAUGUGGACAAACUUUGCAAAGUUUAGCAAACCAACACCGGAGGCGACAAAUCUCAUACCAGUCGUAUGGACUCCAGUCACAAAUAAAUCCUAUAAUUAUUUGAGGAUAGAUACUGAACUCAAAGUCGGCAGCAGACCCUUUAACGACAGAAUGGCGUUUUGGGAUCUCUUCUAUGACAUGAAUAGAGAUGCUCAAAAAAAAUUCGAACCCAUCGAGAUUAGAAGAAUGACUCAGUCUCAAGGAACUUUAUAACAUUAUCCUGCAAAUUUGUUUGAGGUUCGGGUGCUCGUUAUGCCAACUUCGUCACCUAUAAGGAUGAAAAUGAAAUGAGGCAGCCGAACAAGUAUUCAACCCUAACAUAGGGACAAAAAUAUUUAUCGCGAAUACAUUUAUUUUGUGUUUCAUCAUAACUUUCUAGGAUCGCUAGGACCUGGUUCUAGAAACCUAGGGCUUUUGGACUGCAUAAGAAGAGCAAUUCCUGAUAUUAUAUAUCGGAUAUUAUAGAGGCAAGAAAAUUAAUUUAGUAGAAGCUAUUACCACAGUCAAUAAUAUAUGUAUGUUAUAAAUGCUCAUAUACUUAAGAUUCCAGAAAUCUACGUUCCUGGUUAUAUUAUAGCGUUGCAUUUAUUUGUAUCAUUUACUGUUUAUUUUAUUAUGUUUAAAUAUACAGAUUGUCGUUUUAUAGACUUAUUA
This is a messenger RNA of Manduca sexta (tobacco hornworm), 2509 nucleotides long. RefSeq names its product acetylcholinesterase. The record is from RefSeq and is a predicted model, not a curated record. The transcript is spliced from 4 exons. NCBI's taxonomy places the organism in Eukaryota, Metazoa, Arthropoda, Insecta, Lepidoptera, Sphingidae. The coding region runs from base 401 to 2068 and encodes 555 amino acids.